GCAUGGGGAUAUGCUAACGUGCGCUGAUUAGAAUAAUACGCAAUACGCGGUCGCACUACUCUUCGUCUAGUUUCACACUUACUCAGAGGAGAAGAGUCACUCCCCAAAAACCAAAAAGACUCUCUCUUUCUCAUCUCAGAAAGAAAAGAAAGGAAAGGAAAAGAAAAGAAAAGAAAGGAAAAGAAUGAUGGAAGAAGAAGAAGAUGUGAAUGUGAAUCAUGUGAAUAUGAGUGUUAAUGGAGGAACAGCAAUUCCCUAUGUGAAAGUCAUGACGGAUGACCAACUCCAAACCCUUCGCAAGCAGAUUGCCGCCUACGCCACCAUUUGUGAGCAACUCGUUCAGAUGCACAAGAACCUCACUGCUCACCAUGACCUUCCAGGAGUUCGGUUGGGAAAUCUUUACUGUGAUCCAUUAAUGACAUCUGCUGGCCACAAAAUCACUGCCAGACAGCGAUGGACCCCAACACCUGUGCAGCUACAAAUUCUGGAGCGUAUAUUUGACCAAGGCAAUGGAACUCCUAGCAAGCAAAAGAUUAAAGAGAUAACCUCUGAUCUCAGCCAACAUGGCCAAAUUUCCGAAACCAACGUCUACAAUUGGUUCCAGAAUAGGCGAGCUCGCUCCAAAAGGAAGCAGCAGAAUGUAGCUCCCAAUAAUGCUGAAUCAGAAGUCGAAACAGAUGUUGAGUCACCCAAGGACAAGAAAACAAAACCUGAGGAAUUUCAUGCCCAACACAACCACCAAUCUCCAAGGGCUGAUGAUAUUUGUUUUCGCUCCGAGCUGAGUUCUGACCUGCAUUUCUUUGAUCCGCCGACCAAUAAAGGAGAAACCAUUUUCCCAUCAAAUACUGGUUUACGGCCUGCUAGAAAUUUGAGCCAAAUGCCAUUUUAUGAUGGUCUGCUGUCUAAUUCAAGAAAUGAGCACUUAAGUGGAAAGAUGGAAGUGCCCGGAAGUUAUAGUCUUUAUGAGCAUGGAGACGACUACAACAUGGCAGGGUGAUGAGGGUGGUUAGUCCAGUUCAAGUGUGUGUGAUGAGUUAGAUUGUGAAUAGAGGAAAGAACAGUGCCAGUCCCAGAUGCAGGCUGUUGGGUGUUAUUAUCAAUCAAUGCCAUGGGUAUAUAUAUACCUAGUAUAAAGAGUAAAGGCUAACGUAGAAGAGUUCAUGUUUAAUGUUUUUGUUUUUUUGGGUGGUCCAUCAGGGAGAAGAGUGAGUCAUGGUUUCAUGCAUGAAAUGAAAGCACAUACUAAAAAUUAAGCUGGGAGACUAGAAGUGCCAAUUUCACUUUGAAAAUUUGCCAGACUUUUUUGUGUAAUUGUUUUGAAGUUUGACUUAUAUAUAUUUUGUGUUAAUAGAGUGGACAUAUUAUGUGUGUUCUGACUGUACUAGCAGCCUUGGCUUGGCAUACCGGUUGAUUCAUUUGAGGGUUUUUGUGUUUA
Messenger RNA from Humulus lupulus (European hop), 1435 nucleotides. Its product is annotated as WUSCHEL-related homeobox 8. Gene Ontology annotation, molecular function: DNA-binding transcription factor activity; DNA binding. Bases 185 to 997 code for a protein of 270 amino acids. The record is from RefSeq and is a predicted model, not a curated record. NCBI's taxonomy places the organism in Eukaryota, Viridiplantae, Streptophyta, Magnoliopsida, Rosales, Cannabaceae. The transcript has 3 exons.